UCGUGAAGUAAUACUGAGCACAAAUUACUUGUGUCCCAAACAGCCGUUGAGUGUUCCUAUAUCAAUCCGCCAUUUCCAAUACGGCGUCGUUCUCAUCGUCACUCUCUCUCCACCCUUCAUUUUAUUACAUUACAGGGCCAAAGCAAAAACAAAAGCAAAGCAAAAAGAUUGGAUGACGAUCUCUAGAGACAGUCUUUUGAAAUUUUAGCUCUGAAAUUUGGUUGUGAGUGAAGUAGGGUUUUGGUUUAGUAAUGGCGGAGAACAAGAACCGGUGGAACUGGGAGGUGAGUGGCUUCGAGCCGAGGAAGACGUCGUCGUCGUCAUCCUCGACGUCGCCGUUCGACCGCCCCGAGGACCAGCGGCCAGCUGUUGCACCUCUGGUUCGGCGCUACUCCAUAUCUGCCACGUCCGUUUCGCCGCAUUCUCCGGAGAUUUCACGGCAGGCGCUUGCCACUAAGGUUCAGCGAUUGAAGGAUAAACUUAAGCUAGCAAAAGAAGAUUACUUGGGAUUGAGGCAAGAAGCAAGUGAUCUGCAGGAGUACUCUAAUGCAAAGCUUGACCGAGUUACACGUUAUCUCGGUGUUCUUGCUGAGAAAACCCGUAAGCUAGAUCAAGUUGCCAUCGAAACUGAAGCUAGAAUAUCUCCACUGAUCAAUGAAAAGAAAAGAUUGUUCAAUGACUUGUUGACGUCCAAAGGAAACAUAAAGGUAUUUUGCCGCACGAGGCCAUUAUUUGAAGACGAAGGUCAUUCAGUUGUUGAAUUUCCUGAUGAUUGCACUAUUCGUGUCAAUACCCGUGAUGAUUCCAUCUCCAACCCCAAGAAGGAUUUUGAAUUUGACCGAGUUUAUGGACCUCAUGUUGGACAAGCUGAGCUGUUCAGUGAUGUACAGCCACUGGUGCAAUCAGCUUUGGAUGGAUUUAACGUUUCUAUAUUUGCUUAUGGGCAAACUCACUCAGGAAAGACGCACACAAUGGAAGGAUCAAGCCACGAUCGUGGUCUGUAUGCUCGCUGUUUUGAGGAAUUGUUUGAUUUAUCUAACUCGGAUUCAACUUCAACUUCUCGAUUCAAAUUCUCUGUUACAGUUUUUGAGCUCUAUAAUGAGCAGAUAAGGGAUUUGCUCUCAGAAUCAGGAAGCAGUUUAUCAAUGGUUCGCUUAGGAACGGCAGAAUCUUUUAUAGAACUUGUACAGGAAAAAGUUGAUAAUCCAUUGGAGUUCUCUAAAGUCUUGAAAUCUGCAUUUCAAAGCCGGGGAAAUGAUGUUUUGAAGUUCAAUGUUUCUCAUUU
Pistacia vera is the source of this 1285-nucleotide messenger RNA. RefSeq names its product kinesin-like protein KIN-14A. Gene Ontology annotation, molecular function: microtubule binding; ATP binding; microtubule motor activity. The transcript has 7 exons. The record is from RefSeq and is a predicted model, not a curated record. The annotation marks the transcript as partial. Gene Ontology annotation, biological process: microtubule-based movement. Lineage: Eukaryota; Viridiplantae; Streptophyta; Magnoliopsida; Sapindales; Anacardiaceae.